UGGGGCAGCCACAGCUCUGGGAUGGUCCUUACCCCUGUGUGUCCUCUCCUCCUCCUCCUGCUCUGUGGGCAGUGGGAAGACAUGCGUGUGCUGGAGACGGCCACGCUGCAGCACCACCGCUCCAUGAACCCCUGCCCGCUCUACGACGAGUUCACGGGCACCCUCUUCCUCUUCUUCAUCACGGUGCUGGGCAGGACGCCUGAAGCCUACCAGAUUGUCACCGGCCAGAACGUCACCCGCCUGUGCUGUGUCACCAGCGCUGACCAGGGCCUGAGCUGGAGCACGGCCACAGACCUGACACAGCAGGUCAUCGGGGCCACCAUCAAAG
Messenger RNA from Zonotrichia albicollis (white-throated sparrow), 328 nucleotides. The record is from RefSeq and is a predicted model, not a curated record. Lineage: Eukaryota; Metazoa; Chordata; Aves; Passeriformes; Passerellidae.